AUGCUCUACAAGCUCGUGCUUAGGUUAACACUCCCAACUGAACUUUAUACAGCGGCUGUAGGCGCAGCAGAUGAGGGCUCAGGUGCAACAGAUGAAGAUUCGGGUGCAGCAGAUGAAGAUUCAGGUGCCACGGAUGAAGAUUCAGGAGCAGCAGAUGAGGAUUCAGGUGUAGCAGAUGAGGAUUCGGGUGCAGCAGAUGAAGAUUCAGGUGCAGCAGAUGCGGAUUCGGGUGCGGCUGAUGAGGAUUCAGGUGCAGCAGAUGAAGACUCAGGUGCAGCUGAUGAGGAUUCGGGUGCAACAGAUGAAGAUUCGGGUGCAGCAGAUGAAGAUUCAGGUGCCACGGAUGAAGAUUCAGGAGCAGCAGAUGAGGAUUCAGGUACAGCAGAUGAGGAUUCAGGUAUAGCAGAUGAGGAUUCGGGUGCAGCAGAUGAAGAUUCAGGUGCAGCAGAUGAGGACUCAGGUGCAGAUGAUGAUGAUUCAGGAGCAGUCGAUGAGGAUUCGGGUGCAGCAGAUGAGGACUCAGGUGCAGCAGAUGAAGAUUCAGGUGCAGAUGAUGAUGAUUCAGGAGCAGUCGAUGAGGAUUCGGGUGCAGCAGAUGAGGACUCAGGUGCAGCAGAUGAAGAUUCAGGUGCAGCUGAUGAUGAUUCAGGAGCAGCCGAUGAGGAUUCGGGUGCAGCAGAUGAGGACUCAGGUGCAGCAGAUGAAGAUUCAGGUGCAGCUGAUGAUGAUUCAGGAGCAGCCGAUGAGGACUCAGGUACAGCAGAUGAAAACUCAGGUGCAGAUGAUGAUGAUUCAGGAGCAGCCGAUGAGGAUUCGGGUGCAGCAGAUGAGGACUCAGGUGCAGCAGAUGAAGAUUCCGGUGCAGCAGAAGAAGAUUCAGGUGCCUCGGAUGAAGACUCAGGUGCGGAAGAUGAAGAUUCAGGUGCAAGAGAUGAAGACUCAGGUGCAGCAGAUGAAGAUUCCGCUGAUGAUGAUUCAGGAGCAGCCGAUGAGGAUUCAGGUGCAGCUGAUGAGGAUUCAGGUACAGCAGAUGAGGACUCAGGUGCAGCAGAUGAAGAUUCCGGUGCAGCAGAAGAAGAUUCAGGUGCCUCGGAUGAAGACUCAGGUGCGGAAGAUGAAGAUUCAGGUGCAAGAGAUGAAGACUCAGGUGCAGCAGAUGAAGAUUCCGGUGAUUCAGGUGCAACAGAAGAAACUUCAGAAGCAGGAGAUGAAGAUUCCGGUGCAGCAGAAGAAGAUUCAGGUGCCUCGGAUGAAGGUUCAGGUGCAACAGAUGAAGAUGGUGGUUGA
Molecule: messenger RNA, 1287 nt
Organism: Bactrocera dorsalis (oriental fruit fly)
Lineage: Eukaryota; Metazoa; Arthropoda; Insecta; Diptera; Tephritidae
Product: golgin subfamily A member 6-like protein 2
Exons: 3
Coding region: 1-1287 (428 amino acids)
Source: RefSeq, a predicted model, not a curated record